GUGCGAACAUGGCGGCGGCUUGGCUCUGCACAGUCAGGACUAAAGUCUGCGUGGCACCAGCUUCUGGGAGAUGUCUGCAGAAGGUACUCUGGACAAGGUCAUGGAGAAGGGGAGAUGCUCGCCCACCCUGGACUUUUGGCACAUGGGAGUGUUUGCAGACACAAAACCAGCAAGUCAGAGGUGUUAACAGUUAUCUCAGGAGACAGCGAGAGUCCAUGUGUCUGUCCCAUUUGGCCACUGCUGCUGUGGUCCAGCAGAAGGCUGUGGAUGGGAGGACAGAAGAGUUCAAACUGGUCUACAGGUUUCCAGGGAUAAAGUACUGCAGGGUCCUGUCCAGACUGAAGCUGUUGCAGACUGCCAUCACCACAGUCACGCUGCCUCCCAUCUGGUACCUCUACCUGCAGAACCAGGUGUCUCAGAAUAUCCUCUUAUACACAACUGGCCUUGCAGUCUUUGCUGGUGCAAUGUUGUACGGUAUGAGCUACUUUUUCAGAAGAAUUAUUGGAUUCAUCUACUUGAGUGAAACUGGCCAAACUGUCAGAGUGGCCCACUUGACAUUCUGGGGAAGACGGAAUGACAUUUACUGUCCCAUAGAGACAGUGGUGACUUUGGAUGAAGUUGGAGACAGAAAGGGAGAGCUGCUUCUCCAGUUCAAACGGCAUAACAGCACAGAUACUUUAUAUUUUACAGUUAAGUAUGGACAGAUUGUAGACAAAGAGAAGUUUACUCAAAUAUUUGGAGAACUUGUGUGAUACAGCACCUCAUUUCCAGUGAUUUUCCGUGUUGCACGUUCAUUGUGCUUAUUGUUCCAUGAGGUUUAAUUAGCUUACCCAACUGACACCCCUGUCCUUUUCCUAUGCAAAGCCUGUUGUAAGUGCACCCAGCGGGGAAAGUCACAGUAGUAAAGAAUAAUCCACUGGAUUAAAUGUCUUUGCAGCUUGUUUAUGGUGUGAGGAGUGUCUGUUCUCCACGUUGGAUUCAGUGAUGUCUGUGUUGUGCUGUGAGAGCAGUUCCCAGUCUGAACUGUCCUCCUUGGAACAUGCACUAGGGGGCUGCAUUAGUGGUGCUGACCCCAACUGUCUCAGCUGGCCCCUUCAGGUGUUGUGAAACAGGAAAGACUCUUAAAGUGAAAUACAGGAGCUGCCAGAGCACCCUCACUCCAAAUCAGUGCUGCUUUUAGCCAAUUCCAGGUUGGUUGGGAAGCCUCUGGAAAUUGAAACUGGUCUUGUGUGUACAUAUGAUGAGUGGUGGUGAAUGUCAGACACAGACAUGCUUAUGUGUUAAUGAAAUGUGAGUUAUGUGCUAAUGAAGCUGGGAAGGAGGUGUGUAAUGCUGUGGAGGGUGGAUGUGGGGUCUCCUGGCAAGAUCCUCCAGGAUGUGAAUGUAACUGGACAAAAGAAGGGGGUGUGCAGCAAGAGGCACUGGCAGCUCAGCUGUAAGGGUAAGUUACAGGCUGGGGCAGCAUUUCAGGAGCCUCUACAGAAAUUGCUGCCCCAUUUAAUCGUAGAAUAGUAAGGGGUUGAAAUGGAGCUUAAGGAUCAUCUUGCCCCAAUGCCCCCUGCCAUGGUCAGGGACACCUCUCACUAGACCACAUUCCUCAAGGUUAUAUCCAACCUGGCCUUGGA
Manacus vitellinus (golden-collared manakin) is the source of this 1625-nucleotide messenger RNA. RefSeq names its product transmembrane protein 186 (gene TMEM186). Gene Ontology annotation, cellular component: mitochondrion. Bases 9 to 752 code for a protein of 247 amino acids. NCBI's taxonomy places the organism in Eukaryota, Metazoa, Chordata, Aves, Passeriformes, Pipridae. The record is from RefSeq and is a predicted model, not a curated record. The transcript has 2 exons.